AUGUCUUCUGACGAACCCACUGUCGCCGUCGAUGGUAUCAUCGAACCACCAUCCGCUGAACCGGUUGAUGAUAAGCCGGCCACCAAGCCCACCAGAGCCAGAAAAACCAAAGAACCUAAAGCAAAGGCUGCUGCCCCUAAAAAACUCCGUCCUCAGAAGACAGGCUCAAGUCAGUACGCGAUUACUAAGUUUCUUGAAGAGAAAUACAAGCAACUUCCAUCGAAUUUUAAGAAACUUUUGUUGUUUCAUUUGAAGAAGCUCGUAACUUCUGGUAAGAUUGUUAAAGUCAAAGGAUCCUUCAAGCUUCCAUCGGCUAAAUCUUCCGCUCCAACUAAACCAGCUGUUGCGGCUCCGGCUAAAAGAAUUGCUCCUAAGGCUAAGGAAACUAAGUCUACCAAGUCGACGGCUAAGUCACCGGCGAAGGCCAAAGCUGCCGCCAAGCCAAAGCCGAAAGCUAAACCAAAGGCUGCUGCUGCCAAGCCAAAAGCUCCCGCCAAACCAAAGGCUGCUCCAGCUAAGGCUAAAACCGCUUCUGUAAAGCCAAAGGCUACUCCGGCUAGGCCCAAGGCCAAGGAGAGACCGGCUAAAGCUUCUAGGACUUCAACGAGAACAUCUCCUGGAAGGAAAGCCGUAGCAUCCAAAGCCACGCCGAAGAAGGCUGCAGUUGCGAAAAAGGCGCCGGCCAAGUCCGUAAAGCCGAAGACCGUUCAGACGCCUGCUAAGACCGUAAGACCGAAGAGCGUUAAGGCUUCGGCGAAGAAAGUAGCGUCAAAGAAAGGGAAAAAGUGA
This is a messenger RNA of Dovyalis caffra, 789 nucleotides long. The record is from the annotation of a GenBank genome assembly. NCBI's taxonomy places the organism in Eukaryota, Viridiplantae, Streptophyta, Magnoliopsida, Malpighiales, Salicaceae.